Messenger RNA from Aethina tumida (small hive beetle), 978 nucleotides. RefSeq names its product alpha-latrocrustotoxin-Lt1a. Lineage: Eukaryota; Metazoa; Arthropoda; Insecta; Coleoptera; Nitidulidae. The record is from RefSeq and is a predicted model, not a curated record. Gene Ontology annotation, molecular function: protein binding. The coding region runs from base 60 to 752 and encodes 230 amino acids. The transcript is spliced from 6 exons.
AUUUGAAAUGACAUCUGUUGAAUGCAGUUACCAGUUACAUUUUUUAAUAUAUCAAUGUCAUGUUUGAAAUAUGGAAUUCAGGCUUUAAAAUGUCAUAUUUGGACGAAUUAAAGGAAAAACUUGAGUUGUGGAAUUUUGAUAAUAAAUAUUUGGCAUAUGCAAAGUUAUUUAUCAUUCUAUUGAUUAUUUUGCAAGUCGUAAUUUGGAUUUGUUAUAGAUAUAAAAGCAAUAAUAAUGGAGCAAUAGUUGCACAUCUGUUAGUAGCAUUUGAGGAACAUAGAAUUGUGGAUAUUAUAGAAAUAUUAACCAUGUACCCUAAUAUCAUCAAUGAGCCCAUUUCAAAUAAUGGAUAUACACCUUUUAUGAUAGCAUGUUCGAUGAACAACACUCAGUUAGUUAAAUUUAUGUUAUCCAAAGGUGCCGAUAUACACAAAAAUACACCUUAUAAUGAUUCCGUGUUUUAUUUGGCAAUGUUCCACUACAUUAGAAAUCCCGGAGAUUUAAAUGCCACUUGUAUCCGAGAACUGUAUUAUGCUGGUUGUGAUAUUAAUGCGCCCAAUGGUAACGGAUAUACGCCUUUACAGAUGGCUGCAAUGUUCGGUCACACUCCCCUUGCAAAGUGGUUGCUUAAUAAAAAUGCUUCGGUGUCCGUUUAUCCCCAUCCCAUUGUAAUUGCUUCUUCUCACGGUCACCAAGAAACAGCAGGAUUUAUUUCCAGUUGGGUCAAUUCACAUGAUAAUAGGCUAAAUUAGUUCAUCACUGUUUACUUGUGGUUAAAUUUGAAAUUAAAAAUAUUGUUGAAAUAAUUCCAACCGUAACAGGAAGCUCUAAAAGAAGUGGGAUGUAAUAAAAUUAAUAUAAAAAAAUUUUAUUGUAUUUUUUACAUUAAAUUGAAUUUUAUAGUUAUAUUAUAUUACAUUGUUUGAAUGCAUAUACACUAUUGGUAGAAAGUAGGGCAACUUUAAAAAUAUAUAAAUU